Molecule: messenger RNA, 723 nt
Organism: Andrographis paniculata
Lineage: Eukaryota; Viridiplantae; Streptophyta; Magnoliopsida; Lamiales; Acanthaceae
Exons: 3
Coding region: 1-723 (240 amino acids)
Source: RefSeq, a predicted model, not a curated record
AUGCCUUCGUCCAGCGAACCCGGAAAGCCUCCACUACGGCUGCACAAUUUUAAUCUCCCGCCAGAGCUGCAGUGGAAGAAGCACAACACCCGCAAGACCGCUGGCCGCCACCCCAUGAAAUCAAGGGCUAGAAGGUCAUCUGCAAUGGCGAAAGGUCCUUCUGUUCCAGCAAAAUCUGUCUCCAAUCUGUGGCUGGCGGAAAAAACUUCCUCCAGAAUAUGCCAGUCUGCCGCCGGCCACUCAGCCACGUUUGAUCCAACUUCUGAAUCUGCAGAGAGAAAUAAAACACUUUGCGAAACCUACUCAUCCCCAUCCAAACCGAAAACAAAAAUCAUAAUCAAAAUCAAACUUCCCCCAACAAGGGACAAAGCAGAUGUUCUCCCAAAUCUUAAUCCACCAGCACAGGCCGACCAAGAUAUUAGUGAGGAUUUCAAGACCUGGAACAUGAGGCCACGGAAGCCACUCCAGAACAAAUCAUCUCUGUCCGACAAGAAGGAAAAGACUGAGCCAUCCUUGUCAUUGCUGUCACCGCCGGCAAAGAGGAAGCUGAGCAUUACGGUUCCUUUGACCACACAGGAGGUGGAAAAGGAUAUUCUUUUGAUGACAGGAGGGAGGCCGUCCCAGAGACCGAAGAAAAGGCCAAAGCACCUUCAGAAAUAUUUGAAUAUUUUGUUUCCGGGAGGAUGCUUGGCCGCCAUUUCUGUUGAUAAAUACAAGGUUUAG